GAACGAGCCCAAUACCAAACCAAUCAGGUGUUUGACGAAAUUAUUCUUCAGUCGUCAUUGUUCACGUGCUGCUGAUAAAGUGACACUGCUUUGAAUUAUACCGCUUAGCGUCUUCAGUACAUGCCUCAUAGCUCCAGUCUCAAACUAAACCCCGUUCCUGCUGAAGAAGAUAAGGUCUGCUGGAUGGAGAAAGACGCUCUCGUGAAAGAGGAGGAGGAAGAGGAGGCUGUUACAAUACAAAAUCAAGUAGAGGUUGAGGCUGUUACAGUGAAAGAAGAAGAGAAAGACGUUUCAGUUAAAGAAGAGAAAGACGUUUCAGUUAAAGAAGAGAAAGACGUUUCAGUUAAAGAAGAGAAAGACGUUUCAGUUAAAGAAGAGAAAGACGUUUCAGUUAAAGACGAGAAAGACGUUUCAGUUAAAGAAGAGGAAGAUGUUUCAGAUAAAGAAGGGGAAGACGCGUUCAGAGUGAAAGAGGAGGAGGAAGAGAAAUUUGUCACAAUACAAAAACAAGUAGAGGUCGAGCCUGUUACAGUGAAAGAGGAGGACGACGACGUUUCAGUGAAAGAAGAGGAGGGGGAGGUGACUGUCACAUCGAACAAUGAAGAAGAGGAGGAAACUGGAUAUCUGGGCCCGGUUUCCCAAACGCAUCUUAAGGCAUCCGAUGGCUCAAACGGUGAACUUAGCAAUAAUAUGGUUUUGAGAAACCGUUCCCUGAUUAACACUCGAGAGAGACAUGACUAUCGUGGAUCCUCUGGGGAGCCUCAACAACCUCAUGAUGCUGACGAGGCAGAGGAGAGUCUCUCCACAUCAAAACACCUCAAGAAACACCAGCAGAGACCCACAGGGAAGAAAGCUCAUUGCUGCUCUGACUGUGGGAAAGGUUGCAAAUCUUCAUCAGUACUUAAAAAACACCAGAGAACACACACAGGAGAGAAACCAUACUGCUGCUCUAACUGCGGGAAGAGUUUCUUAAGAUCAGAUGCACUAAAAAUACACAUGAGAAUUCACACCGGGGAGAAACCUUAUAGCUGCUCUAACUGCAGGAAGAGUUUCAUAAGAUCAGAUGCACUAAAAAUACACAUGAGAAAUCACACAGGGGAGAAACCUUAUAGUUGCUCUAACUGCAGGAAGAGUUUCUUAAGAUCAGAUAUACUAAAAAUACACAUGAGAAUUCACACUGGAGAGAAACCUUAUAGCUGCUCUAACUGUGGGAAAAGUUUCUUAAGAUCAGAAUCACUAAAAAAUCACAUGAGAAUUCACACUGGAGAAAAACCUUAUAGCUGCUCUAACUGUGGGAAGAGUUUCUUAAGAUCAGAAUCACUAAAAAAUCACAUGAGAAUUCACACCGGAGAGAAACCAUAUAUCUGUGAUCAAUGUGGGAAGAGUUGUACUACAUCUAGCUAUCUGACUACACACCAGAGAACACAUACAGGGGAGAAACCUUAUAGCUGUGAUCAGUGUGGGAAGAAUUUUACUACAUCAACCCAUCUGAUUGUACACCAGAGAUCACACACAGGAGAGAAGCCUUAUAGCUGUGAUCAAUGUGGGAAGAGUUUUCCUACAUCUAGCCAACUGACUUCACACCACAGAACACACACAGGAGAGAAACCUUAUAGUUGUAAUCAAUGUAGGAAGAGUUUCACCACAUCUAGCCAGCUGGCUUCACACCAGAGAACACACACAGGAGAGAAACCUCAUAGCUGUGAUCAAUGUGACAAGAGAUACUCUGAUAAAAGAUAUCUGAUCAAACAUCAGAAAAUACAUGGAAUUAUUUCAUGAUAUCAAUGAAUUAAUGUCACAAUGUAGAAUGUUUUAACAUUGUAGUAGGAGUAUUUUAAUGAUAUCACAAUGUAGAAUAUUUUAACAUUGUAGUAGGAAUAUUUUAAUGAUGUCACAAUGUAGAAUAUUUUAACAUUGUAGUAGAAGUAUUUCAAUGAUGAAAUUAUCGUUUGUCCUGUUAAAUUGAUUGCAGCAUGAUAUGGAUAUUAGCCUCCGGGGAAAAUCCAGGCUCUGAAUUGAAAGAGCAUUAUUUAACAAAAAGUGAAUAACAAAAAUAGAGCUGGACUUCAAACUGUAGCCAGCUGUUUUCUACAAGUUGAAAAAUCUGCUUGUUUAAAAAAUACAUGUAAUAUGAUAAUUUUUGCAGAUGUUUGUGUAUAUACACAUGAAAGCAGUACAAUAAAUUGGUCUAUAAUCAAUGUUAUUAACAAUCUGACAUCACUC
This is a messenger RNA of Oncorhynchus mykiss (rainbow trout), 2223 nucleotides long. RefSeq lists its product as uncharacterized. Lineage: Eukaryota; Metazoa; Chordata; Actinopteri; Salmoniformes; Salmonidae. Gene Ontology annotation, biological process: regulation of transcription by RNA polymerase II. Gene Ontology annotation, molecular function: DNA-binding transcription factor activity, RNA polymerase II-specific; RNA polymerase II cis-regulatory region sequence-specific DNA binding. The record is from RefSeq and is a predicted model, not a curated record.